AAGUUCUUGCAUGAUUUACUAACUCAUAAGAAAAAAAAAAAUCAUUUUGUGACAAGUCUAUAAUGGCGAUGAUCAUAGGCUUUCUUGAUAUUUUCAUAGCAUUCAUUUUCUUCCUUGUCUUCCGUUGUCUCUUGCUUUACAAGCAAACUCACAAGCCUUUGCCCACGAACUGGUCGGUUCUUGGGAUGCUUCCGGGUCUGCUCCUCCAAGUCCAUCGUAUCUACGACUGGAUCACCGAGCUCCUUGAGGCCACCGGAAUGACGUUUUGCUUCAAAGGACCAUGGCUAAGUGGAACUGACAUAUUGCUCACUGUUGAUCCGGUGAAUAUCCACUACAUCCUAAGCUCAAAUUUCGUUAACUACCCUAAAGGAAUGGAGUUUAAGAAGAUAUUUGAAGUCAUCGGAGAUGCCAUUUUCAACAUCGACUCGGGUAUGUGGGAGGACAUGAGGAACUCGUCUCAUGCCAUUUUUAGCCGUCAAGACUUUCAAAGGCUUUGGGUGAGUACAAGCGUGAGCAAAAUAAAUCAAGGGCUUGUUCCUAUCCUUGAUAACGCUGUUGAGAAAAACAUCCUUGUCGACUUGCAAGAUGUGUUCCAGAGAUUCUUGUUCGACACGUCCACCAUUUUGAUGACCGGGUAUGACCUAAAAUGUCUCUCCAUUGAAAUGCCUAAAGUUGAUUUCGGUGGCGCUGUGGAUGGAGUUUCAGAUGCAAUUUUCUAUAGACAUGUCAAGCCAGCUUUCUUGUGGAAGCUACAAUAUAGGUUUGGUGUUGGAGUAGAGAAGAGGUUGAGAAGAGUCCUCGCGGUUUUCGAUGAACUGCUCGAGAAGAUCAUAUCGGCUAAAAAGGAAGAUAUCAAAAGUUAUGACACAAAAGGAGAGGUGACAGAUGUAUUAACAUAUUACAUGACUCUAGACACGGUAAAGUAUAAGCACUUGAAAACAAGUAACGAUAAAUUUCUCAGAGAUACUAUUUUAGGUUUCUUGAUCGCGGGACGAGACACAACCGCCUCGGCUCUCACUUGGUUUUUCUGGCUCCUCUCAAGAAACCCUGAAGCAAUGACCAAGAUCCGACAAGAGAUUAACAAGAAGAUGCCAAAGUUCGAUCCUGCGGAUUUAGACAAACUCGUGUAUCUACACGGUGCCGUGUGUGAGACGCUAAGGCUAUAUUCACCAGUCCCUUUUAACCACAAGUCACCGGCAAAGCCAGACGUGCUUCCAAGUGGGCAUAAAGUCGAUGAGAAUUGGAAGAUAGUCAUCUCAACUUAUGCAUUGGGGAGGAUGAAAUCUGUAUGGGGAGAUGACGCAGAAGAGUUCAGACCAGAGAGAUGGAUUUCAGCCAGUGGGAGGCUGAAACAUGAACCUUCGUAUAAGUUUUUGGCGUUUAACGCUGGUCCAAGAACUUGCUUGGGGAAAAAGUUAACGUUCUUGCAGAUGAAGACAGUGGCUGUGAACAUCAUACAAAACUAUGAGAUUCAGGUCGUUGAAGGGCACAAAACCGAACCAGUUCCUUCUGUUCUUCUUCGCAUGCAACAUGGUCUCAAAGUUCGUGUAGCUAAGAUUUGAUUUUAUCGGUUUUCUAAAUAAGUUGUUUAGAUAUCAAGACAAGCUGUGCUUGUGCCAAUUGCUUAGUGCUUACCACUGUUUUCUAAACAUAUCUUAUGUCAUUUACUGCUUAUCAUUUCAUAAUAUUACGUAUGGGGUAUGGGUGUAUUUCUUUUGAGUUGUUAAAUCAUAUUCAUACAUUUAAGUACAAAUUAACCUUGGAGAUUUUUUUACCAGCUCGAUCACAGAUAUUUCUGAGAUGAAUCUUUUGGUUUGGUACUUUAGUUCCAAUUUUUUCCCCUUUCUUUCAAUUUAAAUUUACAUAAAAGUAAGAAUAUUCACAGGUUUUUUAACAGAUGAGGCUUCGAAGACAAAAUACAUUUUUCACAUAAUCUGAAUUCAGUCUUUGCAGACAAAAAGAUAGGUGGGACCGUGGGAAUUGAAGAGGUAGUUGGUUGCUAAAUGAUAAUGUCAAGAGAAGAAACCACACUAAGAGCAUGUUUAUAGGGAGCUCCUGAGGUAGGUGUCUUAGUAAAAUUAGGAUUUAAAAAAAAAAAAUAGUAAUUAAGAGAAAGGACGUUGCUUAAAUAAGGGCUAGAACAACCGUGUCUUAGAAACACCUGUUCUAAUUGUAUUGGCCAGAGAUUUUGAGAAGGAAACAAAAAAACGUUCCCUACGAAGAAAGAAAAGUCGAGACCCUUUGGUUUCUCUAUCUCCCCUCUCUCAGGUGCUCCCGGACGAAGAAAAUCGCAUGCUGAAUCGAAAGGUAAAGCUUUAUUGUUUUGUUUUUGUGUUUGAAUCCUUUGAUUAUGUGUUUGAAUCAUUCAAUUAUGUGUUUGAAUCUUUCACUGAGAUUCUUAUAAACUAUGAGAGAUGAUGAUUUCGAAAUUCUUUUUUUAUGAUUAUUGCUGGAUGUGAGUCGACCAUCCGUGACAGAAGCUGAAAGGUUGAAGCUUAUCUCCAAAGGAUGUGGUCCUAAAACCGUAGGCAUGUGAUCUUUUUGGUUCAGUUAAUUUGUAGAAGAAAAAUGAUCUGAUUGGUUUUUAACCACGGUGAGAAGGGAAGGAGAAUCAGGGAGUUGACAUCUCUUGUGGAGAAGAGAUUCAGGUUUCCUCAAGACAGUGUUGAGCUUUACGUUGAGAAGGUUGCCAACAGAGAUCUCUGUGCCAUUGCUCAGGCUGAGUCUCUCCGUUACAAGCUCUUCGGUGGACUUGCUGUUUGCAGGUAUGUACAUUUCAUAAAAAUAGAUGCAGUGUAUCUGUAAAACCAUGUUAGAAACCUGAUAGCUUCACAUAGUGAUAUCAUCACACAUUAUAAUGUGGAACCAGUUACUUGUUGUGUGUGUAAUAUGGUACGAACUGAUGAAUACAAACAGUAUAAUCUGUUUCCUCUGUAGCCCUUCUGUUCUCUUCUUUUGGUCUCAGUUGCAAGCUUUUUUAGGGUCGUGUCCGAGUGUUAAGAUAGCUUUCCUUGUUGUAAUGUUCUGAGUUGCUAACUUCUUGCUUCUCUUUUGGUCUGAGAUUAUAAUAUAUUCUGAAGUGCAAGCUUUUCUUU
Molecule: messenger RNA, 3095 nt
Organism: Brassica napus (rape)
Lineage: Eukaryota; Viridiplantae; Streptophyta; Magnoliopsida; Brassicales; Brassicaceae
Product: alkane hydroxylase MAH1-like
Exons: 2
Coding region: 63-1562 (499 amino acids)
Molecular function (GO): iron ion binding; oxidoreductase activity, acting on paired donors, with incorporation or reduction of molecular oxygen; monooxygenase activity
Source: RefSeq, a predicted model, not a curated record